CUCUAGACUCGUAACAAAAAAUACGUUGGGUUGUGGAAUCUGCGAACGGGAGACUGAAACAGUGGAAAUACUUACAGAACAUCAUCCCAAACAGCCAGAUACCUGUUAUUGGAGAUUAUGUGCGUCUCAUUGCAGCACUGUGUAACCGAUAUCUAACUCCACUGAGCAGUGGUACCAUUGAUACCGACCAAGUUGUUGCAGCAAAGAUGAAGGUUCUUUCUUUGAAAGGAAAUGCUCUCCAGGAAAGAGUUAAAGAGGAGAAUUUGGAACGAAGGACUGUUGCAUGGAAAUCCCUUUCAUCGAAUUCCAUUGAAUUAACCGACUUCCCUUCAAUGUCAGAGGAGGAGCUUCGAAACCUGACUAUUGGUGUUUACCAGCUAAAACUUGCUCGCUCAUACACACAUGAACACCUUGCUGAGGAUGGGGAAUAUGUCAUCAUGGUAAAUGACGGUACAGCUGGAUUACUCAGGGCAAGGAUCCAAAGUCGGCACACAAGUUCGAAGACCUACCUAUUGUGGAUCGACUAUAGCCCCGCAGUCAUCAAUGGCUGGUAUUGCCAGUGUAAGGCUGGUGCCAGAGUUGUUGGCACCUGUGCCCAUGUUGCUGCAGUGAUAUGGUAUAUUGGAUAUGCCCGCCAUGUUGGUACGGUUAGGGGAGUCCGGAAUUUGUCUGAGUAUUUGGAGGAUGCAGCAAAUGUUCCAAUUAUUGUGGAUGUGUCUAGCGAGGGUGAUAGUGAUCCGAAAGAGUAAUUGUGGAUUAUAUAUACUGUAUAUGCCAACCUCUCCUUCAUUUAGAUGGUUACCAAUUUAUUGCAUAAACAUUGUAACUUGAUGUAUCCAUUAUAUCAUCAAAUACAAGUAAUUGGACGUACAGUGUAAUUGUCUCAUCUAAUGAUUUAUUGAAGGUCUGAAUUUAAACUGUAAAUAAUUCACAUCGGUAACAAAUUGUUUUGUAUAAUAAGCUGAUUUGAUUUAAUCACCUGUCACACCAAGAUGUGUUUAGGAUUACUGUGUUUACAGGACAUAGUCCAGAGUUAAUUGUGUUCAGUGUACAAAAUGCCAAUCUCAGAACAUAAUUAUUUUGGUUUAAUAUUGAAAUAUUGGUUAGCUAAUAGCAUACUUUGAUGAUCUAUAAUGUCCAUCAGUGGAUUGAUGUACUUUGCUCCAGCAGUAUGAUCUGCAUACAAAUGUAUAUACAAAUGUAUUUUUCCUCUUGUUGAAUAUAUUGUUGCCCAAUUAUGAAAUUGUUAUGAUAAAUGAUAAUGCUGCAUGGCAAUGUUACUCAUCAUGUUGAUUUUAUUAUGCUUGUUUGGAUUUAAUAUAUUGUAUGAGAAAUUCAUGAAA
This is a messenger RNA of Pecten maximus, 1343 nucleotides long. RefSeq lists its product as uncharacterized. The record is from RefSeq and is a predicted model, not a curated record. The coding region runs from base 207 to 749 and encodes 180 amino acids. NCBI's taxonomy places the organism in Eukaryota, Metazoa, Mollusca, Bivalvia, Pectinida, Pectinidae. Gene Ontology annotation, molecular function: zinc ion binding. The transcript is spliced from 2 exons.